UCUUGGUUCCGUCUUGGCUGUGGCUGGUGCUCAACUGAAUCAAGCGCGAGUCCUUGUAGCAAACACAGAAAAAAAAUAUAUAUAGAAAAGUAAAGAAGGCGUAGGAGUGACGCCAUGUUGUGAAAAGUGUCUACCAUUUUAUUAUUUGCCAACAACAAAUAAAGCACACACAUACGUAGAUAAGAAGACGCAGUGCAACACACUGAAUGCUUUGAGGAAAAUACAAUUUGAAAGGACAUCCAGAAAAACAGUGCAAUUUUUCCACAUUCUCAAACGAAAGAGACGUCCGUGUCAAAGCGAGGAGCCGUAAGCUGCCAUUGAUUUGUUUGUUGCAACAGAGGCAGUUGUAAGGCAGCUGUUGCCAUGGCCGGCCAAUUUGUCGAUGCCGGGGCCAUCCUGGGACUGUUGCUGCUUGGCAUUGUUCUGGCCACGCCCCAACGCGCCGCCUACUCACUGCAGGCGGCCGUCGAUGAGCUGCAUCGCCGCGAGGCUGCCAAGUUUCCAUUGAACGCACCGCCCCCAUCUGGACAGCUGGACGACUGGGAUGAAGACUCGGCUCCAUCUGUCUUCCGUGAACGUGAGAAUCUGAACGGAGAUGCCACGCACAGCGAGCUAACGGAACAAUUUCUGCGCGAGAUCGAGGAGGCCAGCGAGCACGAGCGGCAGGAGCGUUACAAGCUGGCGCUGCGUCAGCUCUGGGAGAAGUAUCAGCAGCAGGAGAACGAGAUCCACAACAACAACAACAACAACAACAAUGGAGAGGCCGAUGAGCUGGAUGAUGCGCCGCAGCAGCAGUCGCAGCUGUUCGAGCAAAAGAAACGCAUGCGCAUGCCGCCCUACUAUCUGCUGAUGCAAAAGAAACGCUCGUAUCCGGUGCUGCCCUGGCUGCCGUACAACGCCGACAAGAAGAAGCGUUUUCCGGUGGCCAAACGUGCGGCGGGUGAGUCGCCGCUGGCCAAGACGGACGAGCGUGUCGCCCAGGAGCUGAGCGAGCUGUUCGGCAAGCCGUUGAAUGACCAGCAGCCGGAGGAGAAGAAGAAACGUUCCACGGAGGAGCAACUGAAGGCAGCCUCGACCACACACCAACCGGAGACAGCGGCGGCCACGGCCACCGCUUUGGGUGACAUGCGCCUGGAGAUCAAUUUCCAGCGCGUCAACGUGAGCACUGCUGCCGCGCCAAAGGAGACGCCGACACAGGCGCCAUCAAAGCCCACUGGCACUGGGGAGUCGAUCUCACACGGACACGCGGGCUACCAUCACAAGCGUAGUGAGCACCACUCGGACGAGGAGUAUGGCGAGCAUGAGGGCGAGGGCGAGGGCGAGGGCGAGGAGAGCUCCGACGAGGAGGACCACGAUGAGUUCGACGACGACGAGGAUGCCGAUGCCGAGGGCGAGGGCGAAGGCGACGCAGGCGAGCGACGGCGCAAGAAGAAGCGUGCCGCUAGCCAUGCGCACGGCUCGCCGAGUGUGGGACACCUGAUGCUGCGCGCCAAGAAGUCCAUUGAUUGGUCGCAGUACUUUGGCCUCGAUCGCAAGAAGAAGUCCGAGCAGUUGGCAGAUGUCGAGUCCAAGAAACGCAGCGGGGAGAGCAACAGCAGCGGCGGCGGCAGCAACAGCAACAACGAGGAGCUGGAUGAGCUGGAGCAGAAGAAGAAGAAGAAGCGCGACAUUGAUCCCGAGAAGCUGGAGAGCAUGGACAAGAAGUUGCAGUCCAUUGAGGAUUUCAUUAUCGACGAGACCAUCAAAUAUACGGGCGCACACGAGGGCAUCAAGAACCAGGAGGAGAUCCGCAAGCUGAAGGAGCAUGUGCUCUCGCGCCUGGCCACCGCCUACAGCCUGGAGAAGAUGCGCCGUGCGCUGGACAAGUUGCGUCAAUCUGUGGACGCUGAAAAUCAUCUGCUGCGCAAUGUCAUCGAGCCGGACUCCGAGGAGAACUCCCUGGACAGCCAGUGGCCAAUGAAGAAGCGCUACAGCGUCAAGAAGGAGCAGGCCGAACAGCAGGCAGAGGAUGCACAGCAGCUGAAGAAGAAGCGCAGCGGCUAUAUGCGCUACCCAGAUCCGCCAAACACCAUGGACGAGCCGUUGGGCGUCCAGAGCACCGGCUACGAGACACUCAAUGAUGCCUACCUGGGCAACAAGAAUUACGUCAUUGGCUCCAAUCAGUGCCCCAUCAUUGAGUCCAUGGCCGAGCGUUGUCGCAGCGUUGAUCUCAUCUCGGGCGACUUGAAUCAGGAGUUGAUGCCGCUCUGCGGAGUGCAUCAGAUUUGUUAUCUUUGUGGCGCCUCGCAGGUGGCUUGCGACUAUCAGUACCUGGCCGAGGCGGACACCAUUUGUGGCAGCAGCAACGAGUGCCAGGCCUCGGCUCGCUCCGUCUUGAUGAUACUGCGCGGCACGCCCGGCCGACAGCUGGGACCGCGCGAGUGUUUGAAGAAUCCUUGCCUAUACCGGGCCAUGCGUGAAAUUGGGCUCUAAGCGAGCGGCAAUAAAUGAAGCCAAAGUAUUAAAACAAAAUGAAAAAACAAGGAAACAAACUUACAAACAUUUCUUAACGUCCUUUUGUGCGUUUCAAAAAAAUACAACAAACAAAUACUAAAAUGAUGUUAAAACCAACAAAGAAACUUUGCUGAACUAGCAAAUCAAAAGUUAUUUGAUUCAAAAAACAAAAAAACAAAAAAAAAAAAAAAAACAAAUUUUAAAAAUCAAAAUAAUAUUCUAUAUAAAUGUAUUAAAUAGGUGGCUAAAAAUAUUUGGAUACAUUUUGCUGUUGUCCUCCAAUAUGGCAGCAGCUCAACUAGAGACCUAAAACCAAAAACACAAAAA
Molecule: messenger RNA, 2820 nt
Organism: Drosophila arizonae
Lineage: Eukaryota; Metazoa; Arthropoda; Insecta; Diptera; Drosophilidae
Source: RefSeq, a predicted model, not a curated record